Messenger RNA from Malania oleifera, 1004 nucleotides. RefSeq lists its product as uncharacterized. The record is from RefSeq and is a predicted model, not a curated record. Bases 195 to 755 code for a protein of 186 amino acids. NCBI's taxonomy places the organism in Eukaryota, Viridiplantae, Streptophyta, Magnoliopsida, Santalales, Ximeniaceae. The transcript is spliced from 3 exons.
AUUGAUGCGCUGGCCGGGUCGCUGAUAGCGCUCCAUUCCGGUGUGAAUGCAGGCACAGCAUAAUAGCGCCUACAGAGCUCAACCCAAUAAUUCUCUCUCUCUCUCUCUCUCUCUCUCUCUCUCUCUUCCUCUCUCCUGUAGUCAGCGCGGAGCAGACUGUGAUUGUAGUGGAGUGCGUUACUCCAGAACUAAGAAUGAAGGACGAAGAGGCGCCGGCGGUGACAACCACGGCGGUGGCGGCGGCGGCAAUAAAGAAGGAGAGCUCUGAGGGGGGGAGUCUGCUGGGGAGGGGCGGCGGGUACAAGUUCUGGGCCUUGGCUGCUAUUCUUCUGCUUGCUUUCUGGACUAUGUUCACCGGCUCCGUCACUCUCAAAUGGUCUGCCGGCGACCUUUCUCGGACUUCCGGCGACAUCGACUCUCCCGUCCGCGACGAUCUCGACAUCCUGGAAAUGGAGGAGCGAGAGAAGGUGGUGAGGAGGAUGUGGGAUGUUUACACCCACAGCAGCAGCAUCCGAUUGCCGAGGUUCUGGCAGCAAGCUUUCGAAGCUGCCUACGAGAACCUGGUCAGCGACGUCGCCGCCGUCCGAGACGCCGCCAUCACCGAGAUCGCGAAGAUCUCUGUGUGGACAAUUGAUAUUGAUCCGCCGCCGGCCCAACAAUCCACGAGAGGGAGUAGCAUGAAAAUGCAGAAGAGCUCCAAGGCAGCAGAGGAAAGCAAGGAGGGUUUAGCUUCAGUUGUUGGGGCAAGUCAAUAACAGUAAGAUUUUGGUGAAUGCUGAAGCCAUGAAGCUCUAGCAUUUUGCUUGUUUUCUUUUACUUCUUAUUCCAGUGAUUUGCUGCCAAUGAGAAGAGUAUACAGAGACUUACUUCAUCUAGAAUGCUAAAGUUGCAAUUUUAUGCUCUAUAACGGUGUGUAAAUAUGAGCCAACCUAUAGGCAGAACAAACCCUGUAAAAUAAGUUGUUGAUGAAGAUAUUUUAUGAUUAUAUAUUUUGGUUGUCUGUA